This is a messenger RNA of Thecamonas trahens ATCC 50062, 1124 nucleotides long. RefSeq lists its product as uncharacterized. Gene Ontology annotation, molecular function: rRNA (adenine) methyltransferase activity. The record is from RefSeq and is a predicted model, not a curated record. Bases 12 to 1124 code for a protein of 370 amino acids. Gene Ontology annotation, cellular component: nucleolus. The transcript has a single exon. NCBI's taxonomy places the organism in Eukaryota, Apusomonadida, Apusomonadidae.
GAGCCGGUGGCAUGGCAACCGGAGCUGCGGAGAGGACCGGCGGGGCGAUGGCGGCGAGGGUGACGAAGAUUAAGAAGAGCAAGAAGAAGAAGAACAAAUCGAAAAAGGGCGUGCGUGCUGUGCGGGCUCCGAUUGCUGUCAAGGCGGCCAAGCCGACCAAGCCGACUCAGUCGACCAAGCCGACCAAGGGUGCGACCGCGAUGACCAAGCCGACCAAGUCGAUGACGGCGGCGACGACCAAGCCGGCACAGAUCACGGUUCAAGCCCAUCCAGCCCACCCAUUGCCCGCUGAUCUGCCUGUGGACACCCACACACCAGCGAUCAUUCACUACAUCCACAACCGCGAGUCGGAUCAGCCGCUGAGCGAGGCCGAGUUUGCGGCGUACCAGGAGCAGUCGCUGCGGGGCGCGUCGCACUUUGACGCCUGCAUGUGGGUUGAGGCUGUUCUCGCCAAGCGCGGUGGAUCGCAGGGCAAGGCGCUGCUGGACGUGGGCGCGAUCAACGCGCUGCGGUAUGUGCCGGGCAAGCCGCCGCUGCGGCUCGGACGGGCACGGGCGAUCGACCUGCAUGUUCUCGGCGAGGACUCGGCUGUGGAACAAGCCGACUUUCUCGAGCUCGAUCCGAAGCAGGAGCGGUACGACUAUGUUGUGCUCUCGCUAGUGGUCAACUUUGAGGUCGAUCCGCGGAAGCGCGGCGCGAUGAUGUUGCAGGCCAACAAGCUGCUGGCUGAAGCUGCACCCGAUGCCGGCCUGUGCUUCUUUGUUCUUCCCAAGGCAUGCUUUGAGCGGUCGCGCUAUCUCAACUACGAGGUAUUUUCGGAUCUCUGCACCGAGGCCGGCUUUACCAUCGAGGAACGGACAGUGACCGAUCGGCUCUCGAUGUUUGUGCUGGCCCGGACGAGCGCACCAGUGGGCUCGGGCGUGCCGCGGCGCAAGGUGCGGACAAACAAGGGUGCGUACAACAACUUUGCCAUUAUCAUCAAGACGCCGGCGUCGGCUGCCGGCCCGACCGCCACUGCGGCGGCGGGCCGGCCGGGCAAGAAGCUGACGUCGAACCAGCGGAAGCGGGCGCGCAAAGCCAAGAUGCGCGAGCUGGCGCGCAAGGCCAAGUCGCAGGCAGUGUAA